Messenger RNA from Closterium sp. NIES-65, 5172 nucleotides. The record is from the annotation of a GenBank genome assembly. Lineage: Eukaryota; Viridiplantae; Streptophyta; Zygnematophyceae; Desmidiales; Closteriaceae.
AUGAUGCCGCUGUCAGCGCAUCCUCACCGCCUUCCGGAAAUCACCCCCGCAUCCCCCAGUAGUACUACCUCCGCGUCCGCCCCUCUCCCCUCCUCCGCCGCGCCCAACAGCGCGCCCAAGCUGCCCUCCGCCCUCCCCGCUUACCUCCGCGCUGGGCGCAGGGAGGGCGCAGGCGUGGGAAGAGGAGGCGCGCAGGCGGACGGGAGAGGGCUGGGGGAUGAGGGGGGAGGAGCAGUGGGGGGACAUGGAGGGGCAGGGGGAGGGGUGAGCGGGGAUAGCAAGGAGAGCAGAUGGGUGGAAGAGGAUGAUCAGGGAAACGAGGGGGGUAAGCGGAUGGGACAAGGCAUGGUGGUGGUGGACGUGGGGGCCGAAGGGGAGGCGCGUGGGGAGCACGAGGAGCAAGAAGAGUUUAGAUACAUACAGCGGACUUCCAACCAACCACACGGCGCCAGCUGGCUGUUUCAUGACGUCAUCACUGCCCUGCGAUCCUCCGCCGUGUUCCAACUACCAGCACUCACCACCCCCAGCAGCAGCAGCAAAGAGCACGAUCCCUCACUACCAGUCCCUCAGAUACCACCUCCCCCAGGCGCCACCUGCGUGGGGGGGUGUGGCAUCAGCAACCAGGCAGCUCUCGCCAUCCUCCCCUGCGCGCUGCAUUCCCUGCUGCACUGCGUGGCCGUGGGGCAGCUGCUGGCGCUGCUCACCCGCCAUGCCUUGGCGCCCCGCCACGCCCUCCUCUCCACCGCCCUCGCUGAGGCCCUCUUCUCUCUGCUCUCCGCCCUGCCUGCCACCGCCCCCGCGCCCAGCCCCCUGGGAGCGGCGCUCAUGGGCGCGCUGUGGCGGGUGAGUGGUGCACUGGGGGUGCCCUUCCUGCCCUGGGCGGGGUGGGUGGGGCUCUGGGCGGCUGUCUUCCUGCUGCUCGCCGCGGGGGGGAAUGCGUGCCGGGUGGCGGACCAGUGGGGUGCUGCCAUGUGGCGGGUGGAGGGUGUGGUGACGAGCGGAGUGCUGUUUGUAGGUUCGGUCCGAGGCAUACCCGGACCAGGGGACUCGCUGCUGAGGAUAGAGCUGGCCCCUCCCAGCCUUGCCACUCUUUGUUUUAUAUCCCUGCUUCUUGCUGUUGCCUUGACGCAUGGAGAGAUGAAUGUCUGUCGCCUUGGGGCGCACGUGCCUUGGAGCGCAUGUGCCUUGGGGGCGCAUGUGCCUUGGGGCGCAUGUGCCUUGGGGCGCAUGUGCCUUGGGGCGCAUGUGCCUGGGGGCGCAUGUGCCUUGGGGGCGCAUGUGCCUUGGGGCGCAUGUGCCUUGGGGGCGCAUGUGCCUUGGGGGCGCAUGUGCCUUGGGGGCGCAUGUGCCUUGGGGCGCAUGUGCCUUGGGGGCGCAUGUGCCUUGGGGGCGCAUGUGCCUUGUACGUCUCUAUUCCCCUCUCACUCCUCUCUUUCCUCUCCUUUCCAUCGCACACCCCUCCUCCCCCUCGUCUUUCCCCCAGUGCUCCUGGCGGUGCCCCCUUUCCUCCAUCUCCCUCCGCUGCUCGCCUACCAGCUGCCACUGCAGGUCGCCCCGCCCCUCAUCCCGCCCAUCCCGUGGGGCGCGCACUUGGGGGGCGUGUCAGUGGGGGCGGCCCUGGCAGCGGCACUGCCGGGAGCGCUGCUGGCGGCGCUGCUCUUCCACGCGCACAACACAGCAGCGCUGCAGCACGAGGUGAGGAGCAGCGCUGCAGCACGAGGUGAGGAGCAGCGCUGCAGCAUGAGUCGUGACCCCCUUCCUCCCAACCCCCCCCUCUUCCUCGCUACCGCCCGUUACCGCACCCCACACUCUCCAACACCUCAGGCACAGUUGCAUGCUGCUGCGGGGUGUGGGCAGCGUGUGAGGGCAGAGCAGGCUUGGGGAGCAGACCGUGCGAGGAAGUGGAGGGGAGCAGGGGUGACGAGGUGGGGAGUGAAGGGUAGAGAGGCGGAGAGGGCAGGGGACGUGGAGUGGGGUAUGGUCGUGGGGGAACUAGCAGGAGGCACAGGAGAAGGGCAUCAGCAGGGUGGGGGAAGGGUUGAGGAGGUGGUGGGGGGAAAUGAUGGGUGGGAGUUUGGUGGAGGUGGAGGGGAGGACGAGGAGGAUGAAGAGGGAUGGAGAGUGGAUGCAGGAGAGGGGGGUGCAGCAGGGACAGUGGGAAUGGUAGUGAGCAGUGAGAGAGGGUGUGAGAGAGUGAGUGUGAGGGAGUGGGACCUGUGUGUGACUGCCGUUGUGGUGGCUCUCUGUCUCCUGCUCGGCCUCCCUCCUGCCAUCCGCAUUCCAUAUCUGAGCACCAUCCGCCUCUCAUACCUGCUCAAGCAUGCACCCGCCACUGCACCUGCCACACGUGCCACAGUCACAACUGCCACUCAACGCUGCAGUGCGGCCCCUCAUGUAGCCCGGCCACACAAGCAGUCGUCCCGCCAUGCCAGCACCACAGUGAGAUCCGGAUUCGACUCCAUGCUGCUGCCGCUCAUGCCACUCGUGCCGCUCGCAGCUGGCAGCCAGGCGAACUCCUUUGUGCCAGCCACUCGUGCUCCCCACGCCCCACGCCACCCCCCUGCCCCCCUGGCGGCGCUGGUGUGUGAGUGGCGCACCGUGGGGGGGCUGCUGGCGGCUCUGCUGGCGCUGCUCGCCCUGCCUGCCACGCCUGCUCGCUUCCUCACCCUCGUGCCCGUCGCACCCCUCAUCGGCACGUGCAUGGCGGUGAGUGCUUUAGGUUUGGCCAUCCUCCUCUUCCCCCCUUCACUCCACCUCCACCUCCUCCUCUCUCUCGCCCACCCCUCCCGUCGCCCUUCACUCCCCCCACUCCCCCCGUCCGCCCUCCCUUUCCUCCGCCGCCUCACCUCGCUCGAGUGCCUCUCAGCCGGCCUGCUGCUCGGGUGGUCAUACCUCCCCUUCCUCGCCGCCUCCUUCCCUCUCCCCCUCCUCCUCCUCGCCCUCCUCAUGACCCCCCUCCUGCGCCGCCUCCUCCCUCCGCCCCUCUGCGCCCGCCUCGCGCCUCCGCUGCUUCCCUGUGGCACAGGGAGGAGGGCGAGGUGCAAGGCAGGUAGAGCAGAGGAGCACAUGAGCAGUGGGGGAGAGAGUCGGAGAGGCAACAGAGUUGUGGAGGAGGGGAGUGAGACGGAGGGAGGGAGUGGGGUGGGUGGUGAUGGGGAAGAGGGGAGAAGGGGUGUGAAACGGCGAGCAGUGGGGGAAAAGUACGAGUGUGAGGUGGGGGGCGGGCGAGAUGGGCACAUGCCAGCAGAUGGGCGUGUGGAUGGGUCUGGGUCUGGGUCUGGGCAUGGGCAUGGGCGUGGACAUCAGAACGUGGAGGUGCAUGUGGGUAUGAUGUCAGGGCUGACAUCAGCAUGGCAUGACACCUCAUUGGACGACCCAUCCUCUCCUCUGCACCACUCCGCACCUCCUGUGCACCACUCCGCACCUCCUGUGCACCACUCCGCACCUUCUCUGCACCACUCUGCACGUCCUGCUCGUGGUCAGCAAGGUAAUGGUGGACUGGCAGAUGGCCGGACGAUUCCCCAAGUGCUCGUGCAAGGGUUGGCACAGGAAAAAAAUGAGGACGGAGAGCAGGAGGGAGGGGAGGAAGGGGAACAUGAGGGAGGGAAGGAGGAAGGGGGGGAAGCUGAGGGGAGAGAGGAAGAGAAAGCCGCGGAAGAGAAGGGAGACUUGAUGGGGCAGGGAAGGUCAACUCCAGGUGCCCUUGCGGCUGUGCUGUCCUCCCCUCUUGCGUCCAUGGCCCUGCCAUCCAUCCCCCAUGUGGCGUCUUCCCCCCUUGUGACGCUGCACAGCAACGCUCUCUUCUCCCCCGCCACCAUCAUCGCCACUCUUGCUGGCAGCUCCACAGGAAGGAGCCGAGAGAGAGGAAGAGGGAGAGGCGGAUGGAGAGGGAGAGGGAUAGGCGAAGAGAAUGAGAGAAGGGGGACGAGGGUGAGGAGUAUGGGAAUUGGGGCAGGGAAGGGAAGCAGGGGUGCGGGGGCUGAAGCAAAUGGGAAUAGUGGUGCUGGUGGUCAUGUGACUAAGGCACGAAAGGGUGAGGGUGGUCGUGGUAUGGGGAGAUGGAGUGAGGGAUUGGAGAGUGAGGGAACAGUGACAGCGGUGGACGUUGCAGCUCAGUUCAGAGGGAUGCUGAGGAGCAGUGUGGAUAUUGAGUGCAUGAUGGCUAGUGAGGCGAGUGGAGAGGCGAGUGGAGAGGCGAGUGGAGAGGCGGAGGAGGAGGAGGAGGAGGAGGAGGAGGAGGAGGAGGAGGAGGAGGAGGAGGAGGAGGAGGAGGAGGAGGAGGAGGAGGAGGAGGAGGAGGAGGAGGAGGAGGAGGAGGAGGAGGAGGAGAAGGAGGAGGAGGAGGAGGAGGAGGAAUGGACGGAGGGAAACGAGGGGGAGGGGGGUAGUGUCGACUGGACAGAAACAGGUAUGAGUGGUGGAGGAGAGGGGGAGGGGAAGAAGGGUAGACCGGGAGAGGAUGGAGGGGUGGAGGGCGAGGGUGUGGGCAGGAGAGACGGUGAGGAGGCAGACGUGAAUGGAGCAGAGGUAGCAGCAGGUGCAGGUGUAGGUGCAGGGGGCGUGGGGGGAAUGGAGGCAGUGGAUGAAGAGGGGAAUGAGGAGGGGAGUGAGGAGGGGAGUGAGGAAGGAGGGAUGGAAGGGGAGCAGGAGACAGCAGUGGCAUGGGGGAUGGCGCAGAUGGGGGGAGCAGGUGGGGGAAGCGUGGUUUAUGGGGCAGCGGGAAGACGGUGGGACGAGGAGGGACGAGUGGGGAGAGGGGAGGAGGCGGAGCGAGUGAGGGCGGGAGUGGAGGAGGUGGCGAGCAUCAUCGGGCGCAUGUCGGCUGAUGUGAUGUCCGUGGAUGCCGCCUCGUUGGCCUCACAUGCCUCUUGGGCCUCUUCAGCCUCGUGGGUGCCUUCCACCCCCCCCGUGCUGGCAGCCCAGCAGGCACAACCCCCCAUGCACCCCCCACACGCGUGGCAGCUGCCAGUGCCCCUGCACCCCACCACCACCCCUCACAGCAACACAAAGGGCCUUGCCAGGCCGCCACCUGUGCCCCUGCUGCAGCAUGCGCAGGCAGGCAAGCGAGGCGGGGGGGAGGGCCAGGGGCGGGGCAGCAGGCAUGCAGAGGCAGCCCACCCGUCACUCAUGUUCCUCGCUCGCCGUGCUGCCACCGCCGCCCAUGCCCCGUGA